AUGUUACAUCGUUUAGGUAAAAAUUCUUAUGUAAGCAAGGUGUUCUUGGUUGUUGGAGUUAAUUUUAUUGCUACUUCAUUUAUGGCUGGUAUACAAACUAAUACUGCAGUACUACAGUUGCCAAUAUCACACGAAUGGUACCGGGAACAAAUUGCUGGACAUCAUCCCUCGGUGGUUAGGAAUGGCAAGCAUGAAAUUGGUUCAUUUCUUAGUUUCAUAGGACUUAUAAAGGAGGUUGGUAGUGAGACACUGUUAAAACCUGUGCAGGAAGGUGUGCGAGGAGUAUGUGAGGUAGCAUUCUAUAACAGUUUGAAGCGUCAAAACGAUGAAAAUGAUGUUUUAACGGAAUUUGCUUCAUUCGUUCCGAAAUUCUACGGAUUAAAAACUUUACGAGCUGAAGAAAAAGAGUUGGAAUUGAUCGUUAUGGAGGAUUUAGCGUGUCAUUAUAAGUGUCCGUGCAUUAUGGAUAUCAAAAUGGGCAGAGUGACCUAUGAUCCAUGUGCAACAAAAGCGAAGAGAUUAGCCGAAGCGGUAAAGUAUCCUGAACAAGAAACACUUGGUUUUCGUUUAACCGGUUAUCGGAUCCAUUCUGAUUGCGACAAGAAUGAUUUACGAGUUCGUGAUAAACAGUGGGGGAGAUCAAGGAAUUUGGAAAAUAUUGUUGACGCCUUUCGUGAAUUCUUCUCUGGAAGAAUCAUCGGAAAAAGUUACGUAGCAAUACAGGCAUUGGAACAACUAUAUAAACUUCGAAAAUGGUUCAGUUCACAACGGGUUUAUCAUUUCUAUGCUUCAUCCAUUUUGCUUGCUUAUGAAGGAAGUGUGGAACGAUCACCAAACGUUCUUGUUAAAGUGAUCGAUUUCUCUCAUGUGUUUCCCGCUAAUGGUGCUAUAGAUGACAAUUAUUUGUUUGGCUUAAACAAUAUAAGGCUUGCAGGCAAUAGUUUUGAAGUUUCUCCAAGGAUUUUGUGGGUUGGUGUUGUAGGUCGGUUUAUUUGGCUUAUCUUGCAUCGGUUGGGGGAAUUUGACCUUCGGGGGGUAUUGGAUUUGGCUCAUAUGGAGACUCUUUUAUCGGCACCAAAAAUAACUACUCCGAAUGCUUCACAAACUUUGAUGCCCAUCCAUACUCAUUCCGUUACUCAUGAUUAUAGGAUUAGCCGACAGGUACUGGGUGUGGGAAUCAAUGGAAAAGUUGUGGAAUGCGAAAGUAGAAAAACAGGCGAGAAGUUUGCUUUAAAGGUUUUGCGUGACGUGCCAAAAGCCCGUCGAGAAGUAGAACUUCACUAUGCUGCAAGUCAUCACAAAAAUAUCGUUCGUAUAUUAGAUGUUUAUGAAAAUACUUACAAUCAAGUGAAAUGUUUACUUGUUGUAAUGGAAUGUAUGCAAGGGGGUGAACUCUUCAGUCGAAUACAGCAGAGAGCACAGUCAGCUUUCACCGAACGUGAGGCUGCGCAAAUAAUGUCUGAAAUCUGUUCAGCAGUUUCACAUUUACACUCAUUGAAUAUCGCCCAUAGAGACAUAAAACCGGAAAAUUUACUUUAUAGCUGUGAUGGGCCGUCCGGUAUUUUGAAGCUAACCGAUUUUGGUUUUGCAAAACAUUUGGAUUCUGCAGACACCAGACCAUUAGAGACGCCCUGUUAUACUCCCUAUUAUGCUGCACCAGAGGUUCUUGGUCCUGAAAAAUACGACAAGUCAUGCGAUAUGUGGUCCAUAGGCGUUAUUAUGUAUAUCCUAUUAUGUGGUUUUCCACCAUUUUUUUCUGCAAACGGUUUACCCAUGUCGCCAGGAAUGAAAAAUCGGAUUAGAACAGGCAAAUAUGCUUUUCCUUCGCCAGAAUGGGAUCGAGUUUCCGAAGCAGCAAAAGAUUUGAUCAGAAAGUUGUUGCGUACUGAUUCAAGUGAACGUUUUACUAUUGAACAGACAAUGAACCAUAAAUGGAUCAUCCAUUAUCAGAAAGUUCCAGAAACUCCUCUUUUUACUGCUUCAGUGCUUGAGGAAGAGAAAUCGCAAUGGGUAGAAAUGCAAGACGAAAUGGAGAUGACUCUAGCAACGAUGCGUGUCGGCAACGAAGAUAUUCAUAUUAAGAAUUUAAAGGAUUCAAAUAACCGUUUACUGAACAAACGACUGGUGGUACGUUUGGAUUAUGUGGCGGUAGGCAAUGGUGAAAUAAUGUGCAAUAGGACCCAUGGUCCAGAUGGUUAUUACAUUGGGAAAUGUGGUGCACACAGCACUACUAACUGUUCAGUUUUUAUGGGGAUCAUUCCCCUUCAACUGCAUACACCAAGGAGUUGCGGGAUGGAAUUCGUUUCACAGUGGUACCGGUGUGGUGCCACGAUGGCACUGUUCGGCAUUCAGUUAUCUUGGACAAAGAUGUACCGUGCAGCAGCACCACCAGUUUUCAUGCCAGCGGGACAGUCAGUUGGUGAUUACAAUAUGAAAGGUACACAGGUGCCAUAUCCAGGCGCAGUUAAUGCGGGACAAAUUUAUGUGGCACCAGACAGCGCCGUUUCCCAGAAUGGGCAGAUCCCACAGACUGUGACGCUGCAAACUGGAACAGUUGGUGGGCAAAUUACUGGACAGCAGGCAUUUCCAUCGCAGUUCACUUCAACUCUCGAAAUGAACAAUGGUAAGACACCGCUUAUGAAUGUGAAUGGUGGAACUCAUCACGUUUCCAACCCCUCCAGUAAUUCCUCAAAUGAUGUACGACAGAAUAGUGAUAUCCUGUCUAAUCUUCCUCGUACAAAUUCGCAGUUAAUAUCUCCCAAGGUUUCUCUAUCUUCUACUAUGACUACAACUUUGACCCCUGCGCCAGUUGGAGCUGUACCUUCGAAACAAAUCUUUAGUGGGAAUAUAUCUGCAAUACCUAGUACAGGGACAUUUCCACAUAUGUUUCCAUCUUCUCAUCCGCUUUCACAAAUGUCACCUAAUACAGAAAUUAUGCCACCAAUGCCGUCGAUGGGAAUCAUACCACCGCCAGAUUCAUCCAUGACUCAACGGUAUUAUAGCACUUCCAUAAAUAAUGCUGCACCAGGAAUUGGAAGUGAAGCUGCACCAAAAUAUCCAACAUUUGGUGGUCCCAUAGGGCUAGGUAAUUUUCCAAAACCUGCUGGUAGUAGUGGUUCGCAGAUGCCUAUCCCCCCACAAAUGCCUGGGACGUACAGUAGUGCUUCUUCUGGAUCUCUUGGUGUUCUAUCAGUGCCUGGCGCGCUAUCCGUUAGUUAUGGUACCAGCAAUACUGGAAUGGCUGGACCAUCAAUGCAUGGAGAAAUAAUAGGAUCAUCUGCUGCAGGAUUAUAUCAACAGAAACCCCGUUUGGAUCCUAAUCUGAUGCCAAGUGUGGUUCAAGUAAUCGAAGAAGAUCGUUCAACAAAGAGUGGGACAUUUCCAACCGGUUACCCGACGGCUGAGCAUCCACCACUGACAUCAACUGAAUUUAUUGCUCAAGAUCAGGGCAUUUGUAGUCCGAAAUUUAUGCGGUGUACGCUUUAUGUCGCGCCGGCAUCGUCUGAUAUGUUAAAAAAUUCACAAAUACCAUUUGCAGUCGCUGUCACUCCAUUUGCACGUUUGCAUUUAAAUGAGAUCCAACCUCCCAUCGUGGAUUUUGGAGAAUUGGGUCCGGUAAGAUGUCAUCGUUGUAAAGCUUACAUGUGUCCAUUCAUGGAAUUUCAAGAUGGUGGUCGUCGCUUCAAAUGCCCGUUUUGCUUUGCAUCCACAGCUGUGGAUGAUUCGUAUUUUGCCCAUUUGGAUCACACCGGACGUCGUACUGAUAUCCAACACCGUCCUGAACAAUAUCUUGGAUCUUAUGAACUUGUUGCUACGAAACCGUAUUGCAAGAAUGGUUUGAAACCAAAAGAACCUGCAUUCAUUUUUAUGCUGGAUGUGUCGUAUUCUGCAGUGCAGUGUGGCCUUGUAUCAGUGUUUUGUAGAAAUAUUCGAAAUUUGUUAAACAAUUUACCCAAAGAAGUGGGCCAGGUGAAAUCGUCUUUACGCAUUGGAUUUGCAACAUACGAUCAGACUAUUCAUUUCUAUAAUCUUAAAAGUCAUAUAGGUCAACCUGAAAUGUUGGUCGUUGGAGAUGUGAACGAUGUUUUUGUUCCACUAGUAGACGGGUUUUUAGUAACUUUGGAGGAGGCCGAUGUUGUUCUGAAUAGCUUGUUGUGUGAAAUUGAAAAGAUCUUCGGCGACACGCGAAUUACUGAAACAAUGCUUGGUCCUGUUAUCCAGGCUGGUCUGGAUGCAUUGAAAUGUGCUGAUAGAGCAGGCAAAUUGUUCAUAUUUCAUACUAAUUUGCCAUUGCUGGAUGCACCUGGGAAGUUGAAAAAUCGUGACGAUCGGAAACUGCUUGGAACAGAUAAGGAAAAGACUGUUUUACAACCGCACAUCGAUUUUUACAGUAAACUAGGCGAGGAAUGUGUGAAAGCAGGUUGCGCGGUAGAUUUAUUCUUAUUCCCAAAUUCCUUCGUGGAUAUUGCAUCACUUUCACCUGUUUGCUCUCUAACGGGUGGUUCCAUAUACAAAUAUCAAUACUUUGAAAUUCAAAAAGAUAGCGAACGUUUCUUGGCAGAUCUUUCCCACGAUAUAAGUCGUGAAAUAGUGUUUGAUGUAAUGAUAAGAGUACGUACAUCCACUGGUUUACGCCCAACUGGUUUUUUCGGUUCUUUCUUCAUGGAUAAUAGCACGGACCUGGAGAUGGGUGCCAUUGAUUGUGAUAAAGCGAUUCACGUAGAAAUUCGACAUGAUGAUAAAUUACCGGAAGGAAGCGCCCAUUUACAGACGGCUGUACUGUUUACAUCAUGUAGCGGACAGAGAAGACUUCGAAUCCACAAUCUGGCUUUGGCUGUUUCAUCGGAUUAUAACCAGCUUUACCGUGUUGCUGAUUUGGACUGUUUGACAUCUUUCCUCUUCAAGCAAGCGGAAUAUUUUUUGCGAGACAAAUCUCCUAAGGAGAUGCGGGAAGCAGUGAAUGCACGUUGCGCGCAAAUGUUGGCAACAUAUCGUGAAAAAUGUAGUGAGCAAGCGCCGCUUGGACAACUUAUUUUACCAGAAUGCUUGAAACUUUUGCCUUUAUUUGCAAAUUGCAUAAUAAAGAAUGAUGCACUUAGUGGGGGUAACGACAUGACUGUAGAUGAUAGAGCUUAUCUAAUGCAUCUUAUACCAUCCUUGAGGACAGAAGAUGCACUAACUUUGCUAUAUCCUACAGUGUUUGCUAUUUCCGACUUGGUUCUCGAGCAGCAGACAGCUGAGGUAACAUUACCGGUCUGCAUACGCGCUUCUUAUGAUAACUUGUCUCCAGAAAAAGCAUAUAUAAUUUUUAACGGUAUCAUGAUGUUCUUAUGGAUCGGUUUAAAGGUGUCACAGUAUUGGGUGCAAGAUGUCUUUAAUUCCAACUCAGUUGCACAUCUCAAUGUGGAGAAUCAUAUUGUGCCAGAGCGUGACAAUGCACGGUCACGUGCUGUACGUUACGUUAUUGAUCGGAUGAACAUGAAUCGAUUGCGACAUAUGAAAUUGUUCAUAAUCCGGCAACAGGACGCAUUAGAGGCCUGGAUGAAGAAAUUUCUGGUUGAGGAUCGUACGUCGAAUAUGCCCUCAUAUGUGGACUAUUUAUGUAACAUUCAUCGUGAAAUUAGAAGUUUGCUGAGUUGA
Molecule: messenger RNA, 5640 nt
Organism: Acanthocheilonema viteae
Lineage: Eukaryota; Metazoa; Nematoda; Chromadorea; Rhabditida; Onchocercidae
Source: the annotation of a GenBank genome assembly